AUGGACCAGGCUCAGGGCACCAACAGCCGCGUCAACAGCAUCCAGCGGGGUGAACGCGUCCCGCGGCGGGGCUCAGGCUCAGCGCGAGGGAAGCAGCGCAACAUCUCCGCCCAGGAUGCCUAUCUCUACGCUCUUCGCGCAGCAUAUCUCGCAUAUCUGCUGCAGCCACGCCAGAAACGAGUUCAGCAUGUCCCUGCUGCGCCCAAACCUGUACAGCGGUCGUCGACAUCCGUGAACGACCUCAUGAAGGACUUCUCCUUGAUACGCGACUCCAAGAGCACACGUUUCCCCAAAGAUUUCAUGAGCGAGCUGGACAAGCGGAUAACGGGCGUGCUGGUGGGGACAGAGCGCAUGCCUGAGUACAAGGACGCUACGGUGAAGCGCACAUUCGCUGUCUUCCUGAACGAGUUCAAGAAGCCGCAGUUUCGAAAGUCAAUGGAGAAGGACCGCAGAGUGGAGGACUUGCUGCUCAUUUUCUUCUCCAACGCGACGAAAGAAUUGUCCAAGGGCAAACCUCCAGGCGACGACGGCUGGAAACUCAUGGUGGACCGCCACGUUGCACUCUUUAUCCGUCUACUCAGCUCAACGUUGCGGAACCACGACUGGGCGCGAGACCGGCCAGAGUUGAUGACUCGAUUACAAACGAUGGAAAAGAAGCUCUUGAUGCAUGACCAAGAUUUGGCUUCAGAGGCCCAACGCAAUGGCGGACAAGGGGGUUCCACAGUAGAAGUAGAGGUUCCACGCAGCUACGAGGUCAAGGACAUGCCCCUAGUCCUGGUAGUCUCUCGCAUAUUCGCCAUAUCGUAUCAGGAUGUGCAGAAUGAUAUCAAUCGAUACAAGUCUGUAUGGACAGAGAAGGCGGCACUGCAAGACCUCAAGACGUACCAAGCGCAUCUGAGCCUGAUGAGUAGCAAAACCUUGAACAGCGAUGACUUUGACCUGGAUGAUGCAUACCAAGCGUGGAGGCAUCAAGAGGUCCAAGAUCUGUCGCAAAUGAUACUUGCCAUCGUACAGUCGAACCCCGAACUAGCAAAAAGUACCCCCGGCGGGUCAGUGCCACAGUUCAAGCCAAAUGCCUCUCACGAAACUUCCUAUCACGAUCCCUCAAGACGUGAUUCGAACGCGACGCAGAACGGCUCAUAUGUCAUCGACCAACCUGUGGAUGUGAGUGGUCUCAGCUUACAAGAGAAUGGCGGAGACAAUGACUUGCCCUUCACAUUCAUACCCUCGGACCCACGAGCAUACUACCGUGCGAUCCUGAGAGAGGCUCUUGCGUACGAUAUAGCAGAUGCCCAGUUGCAGCCCUCUGAGGCGACAACCGACGUCCCUUCCUUCAAGUUACUGUCCAAACAAUCUACUGAGCUGCUGACGGAGAUAGCCUUGCGAUGGCGACUUCCACAGUUUUCACGACUGGUCCUGUUCCUCGACGUGGUGAAGGAGAAGUACGAGAAUCAAGAAGUCGACCUAGACACUUUGGAUGCAGCGUUCAAUUACGCCAAGGAGCCGCCGCCGACGGACAAGAAGUCGCACCGCCUCAGUCAAGUACAGGUUGCAGACUCGCUAUUCGAUACCUCAAGAUGGACAGUGCACGAUUACGCUCUCAAGCAACACAUCUUGGCAGUGCUCCACGACUGUCUGCUUCGCGAGCUGUAUGAAACGCUGCUUCUCGUAUACGAGACAAAAGCGCCUCCAUUGGGCCCGCUCAUGUAUGUGCUGACCACGCACAUUUACGAGGAUUCUUUAUUCCAGGAAAGUCCAGAGGCCUUAGAUCAGUAUACCGAGGAGCUCAAGAAAGCGCUCCGUGGAAAGGCGUCUGACAAGUAUCGCGAACUUCUUGCGAAGCACAUUCCGGAGACCAAAGAAGAGUGGGAAUUCUAUCAUGUCAUUGAGCUCGGUCGUGCUGUGGUCAAACUCUGCGAGAAAAUACAGAAACGGUAUAAGAAGAAUCCUGAAAUCAUGGGUGCCAGCCCAAUGAUGUGUCUUGUUGAAGAGAUGUUCCCGGCAUACGCAGCAGAUGCGAGGGACCUGGUGUCUCGAAUCUUGGAUGUUGCCCACGAGAAUGGUCAUGAAGUUCCUGUCGAGGACGGUUUCGAGCUGUAUAAGGAGCUUGUCGAGAUCAGGCGAAUCCAUGGCGACGCUCUUCCGAAUCGCAAAUUUGCCUUUCAUAUCGAAGGGCUAUUGCAAGACUUUGUGUGGAGAUGGAUCGAACGGACAGAUGAAAACCUCAUCGGAUGGGUCGAGAAUGCUUUCAAAGCGGACAAAUUUCAGAUCGAAUCUCCGAAUCCAGUGCCUAUGGACGACGAACGUCACAGCGUGUCUGUCGUAGACAUAUUCCGCUCCUUCAAACAGAGUAUUGAGCAAAUAGUUUCAUUGAAUUGGGACGAUGACCUCCAAUACGCAAAAUUUAUGACAGCAGUCUCCAAAUCAAUAGGAGUUGGCCUGGCGAGAUACUGCGAGCUCGUAGAACAGAAAUUCGCCCGAGAAAUGGAUCGCAUGACGCCUGAGCAAGAAGCAGCAGCCCGCCAGACUCGACAAGAGAAGUGGAUCUCUAUGGCAAAGGACCUAUACAAUCAGAAGGAGAAGAUCGAACCUUUCAACUUCUACCCAGAGUCAUUGAUCAAGCUAAACAACGUUGAAUACGCCAUGUUGCAACUGGACAAGCUCGAAAAGGAAAUUAACGUAGAUGCAUGCGCCGAGGUUAUCAACAGGCACGCCCCGCCACCGCAACAGCGCAUGCGCUCCAACAACUAUGUUUUUACUAUCAAGAUUAUCGAAGCCGAGGAUCUCAAAGCAUGCGAUAUCAACGGCCUCAGUGACCCAUACGUCGUCCUCGGCGACGAAUAUCAGAAACGACUCGCAAAAACGCGUGUCAUCUAUGCCAACCUCAACCCGCGUUGGGACGAGACAAUCGAUAUCACUACCAACGGACCGCUUAAUAUCAUCGCGACGAUCUGGGAUUGGGACACACUUGGUGAUCACGAUUGCGUUGGGCGGACGUCGCUCAAAUUGGAUCCCUCACAUUUCAGAGACUUUAUGCCUCGUGAAUAUUGGUUGGAUCUGGAUACUCAAGGCCGGCUUCUUCUUCGUGUUAGUAUGGAGGGAGAACGAGAUGACAUCCAGUUCUAUUUUGGAAAGGCGUUCAGAACACUUAAGAGGACUGAGCGUGAGAUGACACGAACAAUUACUGACAAGCUCUCGGCAUUCAUCAACCACAGCUUGUCACGCAGAGCGCUCAAGGCUAUGCUUAGCGGUGGCCUGACCGUAUCGUCUGUGACAAGCUUCUUCCGCACGGGAAACCGUCCCCAAUCGGUCAUGCAAGCACCGACCCAGCAAGAUGUGACCAGAGCCCUCGAGCCGCUCUUCGACUACUUCAAUGAGAACUUUGCGCUCAUGAAGCAGACAUUGACUGACCCGGCGAUGAUCAUGGUCAUGACCAGACUUUGGAAGGAAGUGUUGGCUACCAUCGAGGCUCUCCUGGUUCCUCCGCUGAGCGACAAGCUAAGCCAGCAGCGGCCACUAACGCGACAGGAGGUCGAUAUUGUGUUCAAAUGGCUGCAAUUAUUGUUCGAGUUUUUCCAUGCCGCGGACGAAGAUGGUAACUCUGACGGUGUUCCCAUUGAUGUGCUCAAGUCGCCCAAGUAUCACGAGCUGCAAAACCUCAACUUCUUCUACUUCGAGUCAACCGACGAUCUCAUCCGGACAUCGGAAGGCAUGGCUGCUGCCACUCAUAUCCGUCAACAAGAGCAGGCGGCGCGUAUGAACAGGUUGUCUGCUCCACCAGCUAUGGGCCAUCAGUUUGGUGGGGCAGCGGGCUUGGUCGGCAUGCCGUCCCGCAAGCACAAGACUAUCAUGCUCUCACGUAACUUGGGCACAAUGCGCCAAGCCAAAAUUGAGAAGCGAAAAGAAGCUCAUGCAGAUCCAAGUGACGAUAUGAUCCUGCGCAUUCUAAGGAUGCGACCUGAAGCAGAAAGGUACUUGCGUGACAGGAGUCGCCAAAAGGAACGCCUUGCAGCAGCGCAGGCUGCCGAAAUGAUUGUACGACAGAGCCUCAAUGCUGGUGGUGGGCGCAUGACCGGCGUAGGCAUGGGCAUGGGCAUUGGAGGGCCGAGACGAUAG
Messenger RNA from Didymosphaeria variabile, 4116 nucleotides. RefSeq lists its product as uncharacterized. The coding region runs from base 1 to 4116 and encodes 1371 amino acids. The record is from RefSeq and is a predicted model, not a curated record. Lineage: Eukaryota; Fungi; Ascomycota; Dothideomycetes; Pleosporales; Didymosphaeriaceae. The transcript has 3 exons.